This is a messenger RNA of Ilex paraguariensis (yerba mate), 2755 nucleotides long. The record is from the annotation of a GenBank genome assembly. Lineage: Eukaryota; Viridiplantae; Streptophyta; Magnoliopsida; Aquifoliales; Aquifoliaceae.
CAGCAAUAAUGGCCGUCGCCGGGGCCACAACCAAGCAGAUGCCACUACUCCUAGUCAAUGCUGUGGUACAGAUCUCAGGCGCAGGAUUUACUGGCUCUUUCAAGGAAGAUUGUACAGACCUCUCAAGGAGGGUGGCUCUACUGGCCCAUUUAGCCGAAGAUAUUCGGGACUUCAAGGGCGAUCGGGGUUCCUCUUCUUGUUCGAAUUCUUGCUUGUCUGAUCUCACAGUUGCUCUUCAGGAUGCAAAAAGACUGCUUUUGGCUGCCUGCAAUUUCGAUUGCACUGCCUCCUCUGUGUCAUCUUAGUUUGAGAUAUCCCAAUGUUUCUUGCUGUCAGACAUUGUCAAGGAAAUAAUUUCCUUUCCUGGUAGCUGACUGAUUAACCUGGUUUGCGGGGAUGAAAGACUUGAAGCUAAUAAACCAUAUUAGCGUAAUGUUUCCAAAGGAAAGACAUUCCCAGCGGCUUAAUUUGUAGAUAAGUGGAUAUGACAAUCAAGUAAACUCUCUUAUGGUUUGUUUCUGGUCAAAUAUGCAUACUUAUAAGGGGUUGGCAGGUCUAUAAUUUGUUCUGUUAAGGAUAUCUUUUUUUCCAGAAAGCAAUUCUUUUAAGGGUAUCCUCUAGUAUACACCAUUUUUUUCGGCUUAGGGAUCACAUAUUAUGAGGUAUUCCAUUUGUUUGUUAGUGGUAAUACUUGAAAUAAUAAUGAUGCAAUCGUGAUGUUAAUUGAGAACACGGGACUAGGUUUUUCAUACUCAAUGAAGUUCUUCUGUAGCUAUGCUCAUUUAUUAUGAAAGAUUAGAUGCCUUUCAAAAAAUUUUAUUUCAUGAUUUAAGGAUGAAGCAGCCAUGAAAAUUGCCUUUCAAUUUCAAUGCGUGACAUCGAAAUUGGAGAAAGUGUUGGAAACCCUACCAUAUGAUCAUUUUGACAUCUCCGAAGAAGUGCAAGAACAGGUUAAAUUGGUGAGAACUCAAUUGAGACGAGCCGCAGAAAGAUAUGGUAAAACAAGUUUACCAUCUUGUGCCUUGUCUCAGCCGCUGGACGGACAGAUUGAACCGCAAGAAUCAGCAAACAGUAAAAUCGGAAGCUUGAACAAGGAAAAUAUUUGUAAUCUUGAUCAUGAAGUCAGAGCAAUGGUGGAAAGUGCAAAAGAUUCCAUAUUAGAUCAGACGAUUCACAAAGUGGAAAGGCCGAGAAACUCCUCCACGACAUCUAAGUUUGGCCUGUCAAACAGUGGUGAUGUUGACAAGGAAGACAACUCAACCAGUAAUAAUUUGCAGGAGAAUAAGAAGCCUAAUCCUCCUGUAAUUCCUAAUGAUUUCCUCUGCCCUUUAUCUCUCGAAGUGAUGAGGGAUCCUGUUAUUGUGGCCACAGGGCAGACAUACGAGAGAUCUUACAUACAGAGAUGGAUAGAUUGUGGCAACACAUCAUGCCCAAAUACUCAACAGAAACUCCAAAAUUUCACUCUAACCCCAAAUUACGUCUUGAGAAGUUUAAUUACUCAGUGGUGCACGAAUCACAAUAUUGAGCAACCAACGAUAUUGACAAAUGGGAAGAUAAAGAAGAGUGAUGGGUCAUUCCGUGAUAUUAGUGGGGACAUAGCAGCCAUUGAAGCUCUUGUUCGGAAGCUUUCAAGCUUGUUAAUUGAGGAACGCAGGGCUGCAGUGUCUGAAAUCCGAUCACUAUCCAAGAGAAGCACAGAUAACAGGAUAAUAAUUGGGGAAGCUGGAGCUAUUCCAAUUCUGGUUGACUUAUUGACAUCUGAAGACAUUUUAACAAGAGAAAUUGCUGUCACCUCCAUUCUCAACCUGUCUAUACAUGAGAUUAACAAGGAGCUCAUAAUGCUUGCUGGUGCCAUUCCUUCUAUUGUCCAAGUCCUCAAAGCUGGAAGCGUUGAAGCAAGAGAGAAUGCAGCAGCAACCCUUUUUAGCUUGUCAGUUCCAAAAGAGAACAAAAUUAUAAUUGGUGAAUCAGGAGCAAUACCAGCUUUGGUAGAAUUUCUACAGGAGGGAAGCAUGCGAGGGAAGAAAGAUGCUGCAGCAGCACUGUUUAGUCUGUGUAUUUAUCCGCGGAACAAGGGUAGGGCUGUCAGGGCGGGGAUUAUUAUGGCAUUACUGAAAAUGCUCACAGAUUCAAGCAGGUGCAUGGUGGAUGAAUCUCUGGCACUACUCUCAAUUCUUGCUAACCACCCAGAGGCUAAGGUUGCUAUUGCAAAAGCUAGUUCCAUUCCUUUCUUGAUAGAUCAUAUGAGGAUAGGCCUGCCCCGCAACAAAGAGAAUGCAGCUGCCAUUUUACAUUCCCUGUGCAAGAGAGAUACUGAGAAUAUUGCUUGUAUAAGUAGGCUUGGUGCAGUCAUACCCCUGACUGAGCUUUCCAAGAGUGGCACAGACAGGGCCAGGCGGAAGGCUACUUCAUUGUUAGAGCAUCUCCGAAAGUCACAACAGCUCUAACAGGUGUAGUGUCAUUGAAUAAGUUAACUAUUUGCUUCUUUGAUUUUGCCUGGCAAUGAAUGUUACACGUUUUCUUUAGGCGUGUGAAAAAAAGUUGAGAAUUUGAGCUUGAGAAAUAAGGCCAUUCUCAUUGUGUAUUUACCGACUUCGUUUUCAAAUAUUCAUCCGACCUUUUUGUUUCGAAAUUUUUAACAAAGAUGAUAUAUUUGUGGGAUGAAAGUAAUGGAGACUAUGAAUUUUUUCUUGACAACUCGCUACUAAUAUCAUUAGUGACAAUUCUUCUGGAAAAUUAUCACAUUCAUAUCACC